CCAGGCAGGUGAGUGUGGGCCCGAGAGCGGGUUAGGGGCGAGGACCGGGUGGGUGGAGGGAGGCGCGCGCUCCCUCCUCGCGCAGGCCUGGGCCUGGUGGCCCUGGGAGCCUGCACUCCUGGGAGACCUGACCCGGCAUGAGGAGCCCGGCACCCUUGCUCCCCAGCCUCCUGGAAGCUCUUCCUUGGACUGGCCGGCGCCCUCUUCCCGACAUCUGGGGGCUGAGGCCGGCAUCCCGGGCCUGCAUGGAGGGGCGAACGCCAAGGCUGCGAGAGUCGGGUCCCGAUUUGUAAUCACUUCUUCCAACUUUCCGGGAGCUCCGUCCCGCGCCCGCCGCCUCCAGCCCCGGCUGCCCUACCCCGGCUCCGGAUAGCGCCUGCGGGGUUGUCAGAGCGCCUUCGGAGCGGGAGCGCUGUGCGGAGAAGCAGGGGCGCGCGGAAGCCGGGACUGCACCGAGCUCGGAACGCUCACGCGGAGGAGGGGUGCGCGAGGGCCCACACGGGCCCAGAGCAGUCCUCCCUCAGCAUGGGGCUGGAGGCUCAGAGGCUGCCAGGGGCUGAGGAGGCCCCAGUGCGAGUUGCCCUGCGAGUUCGACCACUGCUGCCCAAGGAGCUGCUGCACGGGCAUCAGAGCUGCCUGCAGGUGGAGCCAGAUCUUGGCUGCGUCACCCUGGGCCGUGACCGACACUUUGGCUUCCACGUGGUGCUGGCCGAGGAUGCCGGGCAGGAGGCCGUGUACCAGGCCUGCGUUCAGCCCCUCCUUGAGGCCUUCUUCGAGGGCUUCAAUGCCACUGUCUUUGCCUAUGGUCAGACGGGCUCAGGGAAGACAUACACCAUGGGGGAGGCCAGUGUGGCCUCCCUCCUUGAGGAUGAGCAGGGCAUUGUCCCGAGGGCCAUGGCCGAGGCCUUCAAGCUCAUCGAUGAGAACGACCUGCUUGACUGUCUGGUACAUGUGUCCUACCUGGAAGUGUACAAGGAGGAGUUCCGAGACCUGCUCGAGGUGGGCACAGCCAGCCGUGACAUCCAGCUCCGGGAAGAUGAGCGCGGGAAUGUUGUGCUGUGCGGGGUGAAGGAGGUGGACGUGGAGGGCCUGGAUGAGGUGCUGAGCCUCCUGGAGAUGGGCAACGCGGCGCGGCACACGGGAGCCACGCACCUCAACCACCUGUCCAGCCGCUCACACACGGUCUUCACCGUGACCCUGGAGCAGCGGGGGCGCGCCCCCAGCCGCCUGCCCCGCCCCGCCCCGGGCCAGCUGCUCGUCUCCAAGUUCCACUUCGUGGACCUGGCGGGCUCAGAGAGGGUGCUCAAGACGGGCAGCACCGGCGAGCGGCUGAAGGAGAGCAUCCAGAUCAACAGCAGCCUCCUGGCACUGGGCAACGUCAUCAGCGCCCUGGGGGACCCUCAGCGCCGGGGCAGCCACAUUCCCUACCGCGACUCCAAGAUCACCCGGAUCCUCAAAGACUCGCUGGGCGGGAACGCCAAGACGGUGAUGAUCGCCUGCGUCAGCCCUUCCUCCUCCGACUUCGACGAGACCCUCAACACCCUCAACUACGCCAGCCGCGCCCAGAACAUCCGCAACCGCGCCACGGUCAACUGGCGGCCCGAGGCCGAGCGGCCACCCGAAGAGGCGGCGAGCGGCGCGCGGGGUCCGCCACGGCACCGCUCCGAGACCCGCAUCAUCCACCGCGGCCGGCGCGCCCCGGGUCCAGCCACCGCCUCCGCGGCGGCCGCCAUGCGCCUGGGCGCCGAGUGCGCGCGCUACCGGGCCUGCACCGACGCCGCCUACAGCCUCCUGCGCGAGCUGCAGGCCGAGCCCGGGCUGCCCGGCGCCGCCGCCCGCAAGGUGCGCGACUGGCUGUGCGCCGUCGAGGGCGAGCGCAGCGCCCUGAGCUCCGCCUCCGGGCCCGACAGCGGCAUCGAGAGCGCCUCCGUCGAGGACCAGGCGGCGCAGGGGGCCGGCGGGCGAAAGGAGGAUGAGGGGGCGCAGCAGCUGCUGACCCUGCAGAACCAGGUGGCGCGGUUGGAGGAGGAGAACCGAGACUUUCUGGCUGCGCUGGAGGACGCCAUGGAGCAGUACAAACUGCAGAGCGACCGGCUGCGUGAGCAGCAGGAGGAGAUGGUGGAACUGCGGCUGCGGUUAGAGCUGGUGCGGCCCGGCUGGGGGGGCCCGCGGCUCCUGAAUGGCCUGCCUCCCGGGUCCUUUGUGCCUCGACCUCAUACAGCCCCCCUGGGGGGUGCCCACGCCCAUGUGCUGGGCAUGGUGCCCCCUGCCUGCCUCCCUGGAGAUGAAGUUGGCUCUGAGCAGAGGGGAGAGCAGGUGAUAAAUGGUAGGGAGGCUGGAGCUGAGUUGCUGACUGAGGUGAACAGGCUGGGAAGUGGCUCUUCAGCUGCUUCAGAGGAGGAAGAGGAGGAGGAGGAGCCGCCCAGGCGGACCUUACACCUGCGCAGAAAUGGGAUCAGCAACUGCAGUCAGAGGGCGGGGGCCCGCCCAGGGAGUCUGCCAGAGAGGAAGGGCCCAGAACUUUGCCUUGAAGAGCUGGAUGCGGCCAUUCCAGGGUCCAGAGCAGUUGGUGGGAGCAAGGCCCGGGUGCAGGCCCACCAGGUCCCCUCUGCCAUGGCCUCAGAGUGGCGGCUGGCCCAGGCCCAGCAGAAGAUCCGGGAGCUGGCUAUCAACAUCCGCAUGAAGGAGGAGCUCAUUGGCGAGCUGGUCCGCACAGGAAAGGCAGCUCAGGCCCUGAACCGCCAGCACAGCCAGCGUAUCCGGGAGCUGGAGCAGGAGGCAGAGCGGGUGCGGGCCGAGCUGAGUGAAGGCCAGAGGCAGCUGCGGGAGCUUGAGGGCAAGGAGCCCCAGGAUGCUGGCGAGCGGUCUCGGCUCCAGGAGUUCCGCAGGAGGGUCGCUGCGGCCCAGAGCCAGGUGCAGGUGCUGAAGGAGAAGAAGCAGGCUACGGAGCGGCUGGUGUCACUGUCGGCCCAGAGUGAGAAGCGACUGCAGGAGCUCGAGCGGAAUGUGCAGCUCAUGCGGCAGCAGCAGGGACAGCUGCAGAGGCGGCUUCGCGAGGAGACGGAGCAGAAGCGGCGCCUGGAGGCAGAGAUGAGCAAGCGGCAGCACCGUGUCAAGGAGCUGGAGCUGAAGCACGAGCAGCAGCAGAAGAUCCUGAAGAUUAAGACGGAAGAGAUCGCGGCCUUCCAGAGGAAGAGGCGCAGUGGCAGCAAUGGCUCUGUGGUCAGCCUGGAACAGCAGCAGAAGAUUGAGGAGCAGAAGAAGUGGCUGGACCAGGAGAUGGAGAAGGUGCUACAGCAGCGGCGGGCGCUGGAGGAGCUGGGGGAGGAGCUCCACAAGCGGGAGGCCAUCCUGGCCAAGAAGGAGGCCCUGAUGCAGGAGAAGACGGGGCUGGAGAGCAAGCGCCUGAGGUCCAGCCAGGCCCUCAACGAGGACAUCGUGCGAGUGUCCAGCCGGCUGGAGCACCUGGAGAAAGAGCUGUCUGAGAAGAGCGGGCAGCUGCGGCAGGGCAGCGCCCAGAGCCAGCAGCAGAUCCGCGGGGAGAUCGACAGCCUGCGCCAGGAGAAGGACUCGCUGCUCAAGCAGCGCCUGGAGAUCGACAGCAAGCUGAGGCAGGGGAGCCUGCUGUCCCCCGAGGAGGAGCGGACGCUGUUCCAGUUGGAUGAGGCCAUCGAGGCCCUGGAUGCCGCCAUUGAGUAUAAGAAUGAGGCCAUCACAUGCCGCCAGCGGGUGCUUCGGGCCUCAGCCUCAUUGCUGUCCCAGUGCGAGAUGAACCUCAUGGCCAAGCUCAGCUACCUCUCAUCCUCAGAGACCAGAGCCCUCCUCUGCAAGUAUUUUGACAAGGUGGUGACGCUCCGAGAGGAGCAGCACCAGCAGCAGAUUGCCUUCUCGGAACUGGAGAUGCAGCUGGAGGAGCAGCAGAGGCUGGUGUACUGGCUGGAGGUGGCCCUGGAGCGGCAGCGCCUCGAGAUGGACCGCCAGCUGACCCUGCAGCAGAAGGAGCACGAGCAGAACAUGCAGCUGCUCCUGCAGCAGAGUCGAGACCACCUCGGUGAAGGGUUAGCAGACAGCAGGAGGCAGUAUGAGGCCCGGAUUCAAGCUCUGGAGAAGGAACUGGGCCGCUACAUGUGGAUAAACCAGGAACUGAAACAGAAGCUCGGCGGUGUGAACGCUGUAGGCCACAGCAGGGGCGGGGAGAAGAGGAGCCUGUGCUCGGAGGGCAGACAGGCUCCUGGAAAUGAAGAUGAGCUCCACCCGGCGCCCGAGCUUCUCUGGCUGUCCCCCCUCACUGAGGGGGCCCCCCGCACCCGGGAGGAGACGCGGGACUUGGUCCACGCUCCGUUACCCUUGACCUGGAAACGCUCGAGCCUGUGUGGCGAAGAGCAGGGGUCCCCCGAGGAGCUGAGGCAGCGGGAGGUGGCUGAGCCCCUGGUGGGGCGGGUGCUUCCUGUGGGUGAGGCAGGCCUGCCCCGGAACUUUGGGCCUUUGUCCAAGCCCCGGCGGGAACUGCGACGAGCCAGCCCGGGGAUGAUUGAUGUCCGGAAAAACCCGCUGUAAGUCCUCGGGGCAGACCCUGCCUUGGAGGGAGACUCCGAUCCUGCUGAAAGGGGCAGCUGCCUGUUUUGCUUCUGUGAAGGGCAAUCCUUACUGCACACCCUAAAUCCUGGCCCUCAUCUCUACUACACUCAUUGGGAUCAACAAAUUUGGGCCACGGCCCAAAAGAACUGGACCCUCAUUUAACAAAAUAAUAUGCAAAUUCCCACCACUUACUUCCUUGAAGCUGUCGUACCCAAUUGCCGCCUUGUGUCUUGCUCGAGUCUCAGGACAAUUCUGGUUUCAGGUGUAAAUGGAUGUGCUUGUAGUUCUGGGGUUUGGCCAAGAAUCAUCACGAAAGGGUCGGUGGCAACCAGGUUGUGGUUUAAAUGGUCUUACGUAUAUAGGGGAAACUGGGAGACUUAGCACAUUUUUAGGAUCUUAAAAAACCAUUUAAUAAAAAAAAUCUUUCUUUGAAGGGAGAAA
Messenger RNA from Pongo pygmaeus (Bornean orangutan), 5019 nucleotides. RefSeq names its product kinesin family member 7 (gene KIF7). Gene Ontology annotation, biological process: mitotic spindle organization; microtubule-based movement; spindle elongation. The transcript has 19 exons. The record is from RefSeq and is a predicted model, not a curated record. Gene Ontology annotation, cellular component: microtubule associated complex. Bases 526 to 4557 code for a protein of 1343 amino acids. Gene Ontology annotation, molecular function: microtubule motor activity; ATP binding; microtubule binding. NCBI's taxonomy places the organism in Eukaryota, Metazoa, Chordata, Mammalia, Primates, Hominidae.